Molecule: messenger RNA, 903 nt
Organism: Pisolithus orientalis
Lineage: Eukaryota; Fungi; Basidiomycota; Agaricomycetes; Boletales; Pisolithaceae
Product: glycoside hydrolase superfamily
Exons: 6
Coding region: 1-903 (300 amino acids)
Source: RefSeq, a predicted model, not a curated record
AUGCCUACAGAAGUUCCCAGUUCCCUCGAUGAGUGGUGGUGUCCAAUGGAUUGCGAGCAUGCGUUCCUUGGUUUCAGUUACGAGGUGACUGGCUGUCAAAGUCUCAGCCAACUAAACGCAGACUUUGCUAAUAUGAGGAAAACCUUCAAUGCGAGAUAUGUACGGUUGUACGGUGCCUGUGAUCAGUCCGGCUUCUACGACAACGUCAUCGAAGCCGCCUGGCAGAAUACCCUAGGCGUGCAUGCCUUGAUUUGGUUCGGUUUCACCGGAGGAAACGCCUGGGAGACGCGGAGAGACACUCUCUUCGACACACUACAUACAAACGCCAAAGCCCCCUUCGUUACCAGGGGCGUCCAGUUUGGCUCGGAACCCUUGUACGACGACGUCUUGUCCCACCAAUCACUCACCGAACAAGUCGUACUCGCCAAAACUAACCUCUCGGACGUCCGCAUUCCAGUGACUGUGAGCGAACUGGCUUACGGGUACCAGGAGCGCGGAGCACUGGACGUGCUUGACCGGAUUGAUUUUAUCAAUGCACAUAUGCUUCCCUUUUUCUCUUCGAAUGCGACUACGGGCGGUGCGGCAUGGCCCCUCGUUCAGCAAGACAUGGAUUGGUUUAUCCAGAAUGGAAAUGCCAAAAAGAUUUACUUCGACGAGAACGGGUGGCCCUCGUCGACGUCUCCUGGCGUGCAGCCCAACACCCCUAAUGCCGUGGCGAGCGUUAGCAGCGAAGAGGGGUACUUCCAGAUGCUCGACAGCCAAUGUGAGGCACUGAAAAAAGGGCCCUGUGGUGGGAUUGGAUGGUUCGCACACAUCUACUCUGACAAGCAGGAAGUUGGGUAUGGGAUUUACAAUACAAAAGGACAGUCGAAGUUCCCUUUCCAGCCGCGUACGUCAUGUUGA